UUGCAAAAACUUCAAUUAAAUUUAUAAUAGUGACAUUUAGAGUAUACACUGUGUUUAAGAAUAAGUUUACUUGCUUUAAAUUCGUUUAGAAUAAUUUAAACUUUACACAUAAUAUGUUAAAUAAUUGAGUUGCUAUGCAAUUGAGUGAUUCUUUAAAGAGAGACCAGUCGCGUUGCGCUCGCAAUGCCAGGCGCAAAAUAUGAACAGCUGUCGUUAAAGUCUGAUGCCGACGAAGACGUGUUUACCAGUAAACCCAAAGGAAAAUGGUCUGAUAUAUGUUUUCAAAAAAGCCUUCUGUCGCUAGGAUUAAUAUUGCUUUAUUUUUCUUUAUCCAUUGGGCUUACUUUCUAUCAGAGAUGGUUGUUAAAGGAAUUUCACUUCCCCCUUACAGUGGUUAUGUACCAUUUAGUAGUCAAAUGGAUACUCUCAGUGCUAGUGCGUUUGAUACUGUAUAUGAUUACUGGAACACCACAGCUGAUGUUGUCUUUUAUCACAUGCCUGAGGUCCGUGGGACCUACUGGGCUUGCUAGUGGUAUAGAUGUGGGAUUUUCAAAUUGGGGUCUGGAACUUGUAACAAUUUCUCUCUAUACAAUGACUAAAUCAACAACAAUUAUAUUCAUACUUGGUUUUGCUAUUCUCUUAGGACUGGAAAAAAAGUCAUGGUCGUUGGUUGGCAUUGUGUUUAUGAUAUCAGUUGGUCUGAUAAUGUUCACAUACAAGGCAACACAGUUUAAUCUUCUCGGAUUUAACUUCUUGCUCCUCGCGUCGUUCGCGGCUGGUCUCCGGUGGACCUUCGCUCAGCUACUAAUGCAGAAGUCUAAACUUGGUCUCCACAAUCCCGUGGACAUGGUGUUUCACGUGCAACCCUGGAUGUUCUUAUCGCUACUUCCUUUCAUGAUAAUGUUUGAAGGUUUUAAGUGUAUCGACGAAUUGCUCAAGCUCUCCCCCGAAGCAUUAAUGCCUACGAUACUUAAAGUGUCCGUGGGGGCGACGAUAGCCUUCGCUAUGGAAAUUAGUGAAUUCCUAGUCGUCACAUACACUUCUAGUCUCACGUUGUCUAUCGCGGGUAUAUUUAAGGAAAUGUGUAUUCUAGUCUUGGCUGUAGAAGUUAGUGGGGAUCAGCUCAGCUCCAUAAAUGUAAUCGGCCUGGCUGUGUGUCUGCUUGGUAUAAUCGGCCACAUCGUCCACAAGGUACUCGUUAUAAAAGCUGUAGUUGGCACUGUCAGUGCUAUCGACUUCGAGGACAUGGGUAGACCCAGAAAACCAAAGUCAAAGGAGGAGCACCACGAACCCUUAUUAGAUGACAAUAAAUGGCAGAAUGUGGCCAGCGAGGAGAGCGACUUCGACUCCAAUGUCGUUCUUUUCGAAGUUUUGCAAAGGAGGGAUGGAAAAUGAUACAUAUUCAUAAAAUGUAUCGCUUGUUUAUUAGAUUGAUUGUUACUUCAAUGUCCACCGUUUCAAUCGAGGCGAGCGAGCUCUUAUAUAUAUUAAGUAUUUUUAUACAAUUCAUAGUAUUUUUAUACAAAUGAUGAUAUUUUAACAGAUUCCUCGUCAAUACGGUCACGUAAGGUAAACAGUAACCGAUUCACGCGUCGUUCGUGUGACAGGGAAAGGAUUGAUAUUUAUAUAUUUUUAAUUAAGAACGCAUUUAAGUGAUCCCGGAACUUUCAUUAUUUUGUUUAUUUUGACAUACAAAAGAGAAAAGAAAAACAAAAUUAACAUAGAUAAUAAAUUAUACAACAUUAAUUUACUAAAAUACUACUAUUUGAGUCUGUCUGUCGUAGAGUUCGCUCGUUUGAUACAGAUUGUUUUUUUUUUUUAAAUAGUAACAACCAAUUCUCCAUCAAUGCAAAAAUAAAUGUUAAAAUAAACAUUUUGCAAGAAAAGUUAUAGAAAUGCAUUUAAUAGCAACUGUUCUAUUUUGUAGCAGUUUAUAAAAGUUAGCAAAGAGAAAUUUAUUAUUAUGUUAUUAAUUAUUUUUUUCGUACCUUAUAUUAUUUACUUUUAUUGUGUGACUACUGAUUGUAAAAAAAUUUACAUUCCAAAUUUAAAAUUACUUUGUCAUGACUUUAUUUAUCUCAUAGAUAAUUUGAUUCUUUUUUUAUGUCUACAAAAUAUAUUUCUGUUAAUGAAAGAUAAUUAAAAAAACGUUAUUGUUGUAAAAGAUGAUAUAAUAUAUACAAAAAAAAUCACAUCGACAGCCAGCAAUACAUGUAGGUAAAUGUACAAAAAUAGCAAUGAAUUAAUAAAAUCUAUAAUAUGAUAUUAUAAAAAUUAAAAGAAAUUAAAUUCGUAAUCCAGCAUUUUAGAUUUUUGUACAUUUUGUAAUAAUUAUGAUGUUAAUGAAAAAAUAUAUUAUCUGUACAAAAAAAAAACCAAUACUGACAAUUAAUUAUAAAUAAACGUAAGUAUAUAACACGAUGCACAAAUUAUUGGACCAAUGCGUAAUAUUUAAAAGUAGGCAACUCGUUUUGAUAUUUAAAUCGCAACUUUGAUACGUAAAGUCAUUUGUAUAAAAUUUAAGACAAAAUUAUUCGCAUGUAAUUAUACUAUGAAAUAAGUAACCUAUAUGUGCAAUAUAAUAAUCAAUUAUGAAACAAUUUUAAUUCUUUGAUACAAUAACAGUGACAUAAAUUUUUUGCAUUUUUAAUCCUAUACUAUUGUAAAGGUGGCAAUUUUAGUCUUCGCAGCUGUUUACAACACCUUAAGAGUUGUCGUAUCCAAUUAAGCAAGUGUACACAGCACAUGCUUAAAAGGAAUAACACAAAAUUUGCUAAUUUUUCUUCCGUGGAGACUCAGCUCAUCAUUAUUACUAUAAUUAAAUCGUUCGUCAUUUUGUAAUUCUUCCUCCAUUUCUAUAUCCCUAAGCCAAUGUCUUCCUAUUUUGUGAAAUUCCAACAUUCCUGUUAUUUUAAACUAGUCUUAACUCUAUUACUGGUUAAUAAAAAUGUAAUUCUUCCAUACAAUAUUAACGAAUUACUUCCUAUUUUCCUAAUAUUAAAUGAGUGUUUCUUGUAUCCGCACUAAUGACUUAUUAAUUAUAUUUUAUCUAUGUGUAGGUACUAUUAAGUAUAUUCCUGCUUUUUGAGGGUAAUUAAUAUCUGUCAAAAGAUUAUGACAAUUUCCUUGUAUGACUAAUAUUUUUUGUUUGGGUUGUGAUUUGAUUAUGCUUUAUAUUUUAAUUUUUCUGACGAGUUAAAACAUAUAAAGAUAGAAUAACUUCUAUUUUGAUUUACACACUUCGAGACAUGAAUUACAAAAAGAAAGCAUACUGCAUGUAUUAGGGUUCCGUACCGAAUGACUAUUAUUAUUAUGACUUGGUUUUUAUAUAAGUAUGUGAGUUAGACCGUUUUUCACGACACGACAAGACACGCCAAUCACGGCGUGUCAUCAUCAAAUUUCCGACAAAUAUUAAAUUGCAAUUUAACCAAAAUAGGUCAAUGAGGCUACGGUUUAUUAUUAUUAUUAUAUCGAUUACUCAUUUAUUACUCGUGUAGUUCAAUAUAUUGAAUAAUUGAAUAGUUAUAUCAAUUUUAUGCAAUUAUUAAGUGUAAAAUUUACUACUAGCGACGACAAAAAUCCUGUAAGAUAUGUAUUUUUAUAUGACUUUUGAUAAAUAAUAGUAUUUCUAAGUAGUGUUUAUAUAUGAAAAAGAAGCGCAAUACCAAAUUUUAAUAAAUCUAAUAACAUUGGGUACGGAACAUCGCCACUUUCACGUCACUCGCCUCUGUUGUAUAUUUUUAAUCUGUCAUACUAUACUAAUCUUAAGGCUUCAACAACUAUAUCUUAUCUGACUUCCACUUUUCCUUCAUCGUAAUUGUAGAACUAGCUUAAAGGUAGCUUGCUUGUAACUUUAAUUUGUUGAUGUCUUGUUCAACAAUUUAUAUUGAUCUCUCAUGACGUGUCGAAUGCCAUUUUGUAUCCAAAUUCUGUUUUCAAACCAAUACGUACAAAACGUAAACAGCGUUACAGUAUUGAAAUUAAGAACAAUUUCACUAUUAUUAUAAUAUUAUUAGUAUUAUGAUUGAAUUUAUUUAUUUAACAUACGAAAAAUACGUUUUAUAUAAAUAAAAUGAGCUAUAUACUAUAUGUAACUUAUCCAGUUUAUAUUUUUUGAUUUUGAGGAAUACGUAACCUAAUAUGAACUGCGCUUCCUAUAAUUAAGAAACACGUGGAAUACUUAUGGUUAACUUAGGAUUAAAUUUUGUUAAACUGUGAUUAAUUUCCAGUAUAGUUUUACGUGUUGUACCAAUUGGAUUGAGAUGAGAAUUACACGUGACACGAUAUCGGAGACGAAUGAAACAGAUUAGUAUUUUCUGACUAAUUUAUAUGAUAUAAAUAUUUUUGUAAAAUGACCUGACAUGUAAAAAAUGAAUGAAAGCAAUAACACAAAUGUAUACAUUUAUCCAUACUAAUAUAUAACAUUUUAUAAACAGAUUGUUUAGAUGUAAGUAUAUAUUGUAUAAAACUAUAUUUUACUACGACGAAACAUACUUUAGUUAAAGUAUAUUUAACAAACUCAAAAAGACAGAUAGAUCUUAAUGAAAUUUUAAUAUGGGUAGAGUCGAAUGCCUUAUUAUAUUGUAAUAUGGAGUUUCUGUAAUUGUAUUUUUUGUAAUGAAAAUUUUAGUUACUUCAUAGCAUUAAAUAUAUUUUAAGGUGUUAAAGUAAUCCAAAAGUCUUAGAGUAGUUUAAUUUUAAUGUAAAACAAUGUAACAAUAUAUAUAUAUAUAUAUAGUAUUUUAUUAUAUAGCUAUAAACUCCAAUCGUUUAUAACAUAUCAAUGAGGCAGAUUUUUGUCAUGAUAAUACAUAAUUCCAUAUGUAUGCAAACUAACGCGAGACGUUUCCGUUAACUCAAUACUAAAAUAACAAUACUUUGAAAAAAAAAAUCGAUUUUAAUUAUUGAUUGCUAUCCACACGUGUGACCUGAACCUACUUUAACAGCAUUCGAUUAAUAAAAUUCGUGUGCAUUUUUGCAAUACUUACAAACUAAUUUCGUCUGUAUUAUGAGUUAACGUUAGUUUACAUACUGGGGUUAAAUUCUAGAAACUCAUAACGUUUCCGAUACGUUAUCGGUCAAACGGCAACGAUUACGAUUCGAUUGUAAUUUAGUCACAAUAUAUUAGUAGAAUUUCCUUGUAUUAUUUAUUUAUUACAAUGAAAACAUAGCUGUAAGUCAGUUUUACAUAAGUAGGUAUUAUUAUAAUGUCAUGUAAUUUAUGUUACCAUAAUAUCAUGUAAUUUCCAUUUUGUUUGUUUAAGAUACAAAGUUAAAUUUAUACCAGUGAAUAAUUUUAUUGUUUCUAAAAUGUCGUACAUUGAUUGAUAGACUAAUUCAAAUCUGUUGUGUGGUUUGUGUUUAAUCCGACGAAACAGAACACGGUCUGUUUUUGUGUUGUUUAUUAUAUAAGCCUCUAACUGCCAACUGCUGAUGUAUAACGAUUAUUUAGUUCGGUUUGCAAAAUUCGUUUAAUCACUUAUUAACUAAUGUUAUGUUAUGUUAUGUUACCACACACCGUGAACAGACAAGACAUAGAAGCAUUACUUAUAAAUUCGAUGUGAAAAUAUACUAUACAAACAAUUAAUUCAUAAUCAUUACAAGUGAUUGUUCUCAUUCGUGAUGGCUUAAUGUUUGAUUUACUGUUCAAUAGAUCAUUUAUGGCAUGCUAAGAAGCGUUACAUCGUCAAUAGGCGGAUGCAAUGACGUAGCACGUUCCGAGUUUAUCUCUGUACGAAACGACA
This is a messenger RNA of Vanessa atalanta (red admiral), 5744 nucleotides long. Its product is annotated as solute carrier family 35 member C2. Gene Ontology annotation, molecular function: antiporter activity. Gene Ontology annotation, cellular component: cis-Golgi network; endoplasmic reticulum-Golgi intermediate compartment; Golgi apparatus. The transcript has 5 exons. The record is from RefSeq and is a predicted model, not a curated record. Bases 184 to 1395 code for a protein of 403 amino acids. Gene Ontology annotation, biological process: UDP-glucose transmembrane transport. NCBI's taxonomy places the organism in Eukaryota, Metazoa, Arthropoda, Insecta, Lepidoptera, Nymphalidae.